AUGAGAAUUAGAGAUCUCUGCUUUAUGUAUUAGAUUAAUAAUAAAUAAUAAGUUUAUGUGAAUCAUUUGUAGGAGGAUAGAUGUUAGAAUUGAUUUCAAAGAAUGGAAGAGAAGAAGAUAUCAUCAGUUUUGAAUUAUGGGUUGAAUAAAUGUAAUCAUAUACAACUACUUGGUCUAUUACACCCAAAGCAUUUGAUAUUCUAGUAAAAGAAAAUAUAAUCAAAUCCAAAUUAUGA
Messenger RNA from Paramecium primaurelia, 236 nucleotides. NCBI's taxonomy places the organism in Eukaryota, Ciliophora, Oligohymenophorea, Peniculida, Parameciidae. The record is from the annotation of a GenBank genome assembly.